Mastomys coucha (southern multimammate mouse) is the source of this 546-nucleotide messenger RNA. RefSeq names its product rhox homeobox family member 1-like. The record is from RefSeq and is a predicted model, not a curated record. Gene Ontology annotation, molecular function: RNA polymerase II transcription regulatory region sequence-specific DNA binding; DNA-binding transcription factor activity, RNA polymerase II-specific. The transcript has 3 exons. Bases 1 to 546 code for a protein of 181 amino acids. Lineage: Eukaryota; Metazoa; Chordata; Mammalia; Rodentia; Muridae. Gene Ontology annotation, biological process: regulation of transcription by RNA polymerase II.
AUGGCUCUCCAAUCCCAUCAUGUGGACUCCAGUUUGUACAAACUGGGGGAGAAUGAGAUCGAGGUGACCCUUGAUGUUGAACAAGAGGCUGAUGCAGCAGCAGAGGGAUGCAGCUUUGGACAAGGUUCUCUAAAUGGCUCGGACAAACUAAAGUACCAGGGCAUCCCAGACGACACAGAUGAUGUGAUCUGCAUUGGAGAGGUGAAGUACAUUGGUAAUAACAUCAAAGAUGAGUGCCGUGGGAACCACCAAGGGUCUGGAAAUCCACAGCUGGAGGAGCAGAAGGCUGCCAGAGUUUCACAGUUCCGACGCACAAGGCCCCGGAUCCAGUUUGGUCCCACACCUAGGCAGCUGAGUGAACUGGAAGCCAUUUUUGAAAAAACUAAGUACCCUGAUGCGAUCACAAGGAAAAGACAAGCUGAAGCCAUCUAUUUCAUCAUGUCAUUGCAGAGAUGGUUUAAGAGACGAAGAGCCAGAUAUAGGAAGGAACAGCAGUCUCAAAUGCUCCAGUGUGCACCUGAUGAUAGACAGAAUGCCAUACAGUAA